AUAAUUGGUAAUUUCCUUCUCAGAUGGCAAUGGGUCACAUGAGGUCACUGAUUUUGUCGUUCACAUGACAUUAAUGAGACCACGUUACCCUUUGCAACACGGGGGAGAACAGUCAGAACCUCCAUGAUCUUCCUCAGUGUGCAAUCUUUGAACCUGAGUCUGUGCCUCCUCUCACCCCCACUUUGCUGUGACCUUGCCGCCUGUCCCUGUGUGGCAUUGCCUUACAGCAGGUCAGCAAUACAUUAUCCAAGCAACACAUACAAAACACACACACAUUGUCUUUGUGACACACAUUCUGUGCAUUUUUUCACUGACACACACUCACACACACACACACACAGAAAACACAUAGGGAAAUUCACUGAGGCCUGCCCCCCACACACUCAUUCCAACUGCAGAGAGUGCUUUGUGCAUUCACUGACCGGCUGGGCAGCUAUACUGAGCAGAGAGAGAGACUGGUGGGAGGGGAAAGAUGGAGACAGCAAGAGACAGAAAUAUUAUAAAGAGACGCAGACCCAAGCAGACGGAGUAGAAGAGGAGAUAAGGCUUGCAGCGGGACAGUGGAGACAGACCUUGCUAACACUAACUGGGAGGAAGAUAGUGUUAGCUGGGCAGGAAAGGAUUCACAGAAAUAGGAAAGGACCCAGGGCUUGUGUAGCAGAGAGGAAGAGAAGGAAUAGCUGUUAAAGAGACUGAAGGAAACUAAUGGGAUGGCAUUGAUCUCUGGGAGCUGCCGACUCUUGGUCCAGAUGGCGUCUUGUUGCUGCAGACCGUUCCUCAACUCCUCCUGUUGUCGACCGCUCAUCAAAGUCUGCCUCUCCUCCUUCACAGACAUCUCUCCUGCUGAGCUGGAUGCUCUGUGGAGGGAACCACCAUAUACUCUUGGGGGAACAAAUGAGCUCUUUACGGGAGAUGACAUCAUGACUCAAGGUGAGGAGGAGGACGGUGCAGUGGGGGAGUCGGGUGAUGGAGGGGUGGAGCAUGACAACUACUGGAAGAAGAAGGAAGCGUUCCUUAGAGGAAGUAUGGUCUCAGUAGGAGAUAAAUUCUCUGCAGAAAUUGUGCUGUUGUUUACUGGGCGGAGGCGCUCCAGCAAGGAUCCUGACCGGGCCCUACAGGAGGCACUGCGCACACGACUCCGAGUGGUGGAGAGCAACAGCAAAGAUGUUAUUCAGCUCUUUAAAGACCUCUCUGCACGUCUAGUCUCUGUCCACGCUGAGAGAGAUAGCUUUGUUCUCACAUUCAAGACAGUGGAGGAGAUCUGGAAAUUUUCAACCUACCUGUCAUUAGGCUAUGUGGCUCGUUGCUUGGAGAACUUCCUGUGUGAUCAGUCGAUCUGGUUGGAUCCAGAGCUGCUCAGUGAUUUGGAAAUCAAUGUCAAGGUAGAUGAGGAACAUCUAGCCACUCUCUACCUGGGACUUGUACUCCAAGAGGGAUCCUUCUUUGCUAAGGCUCUGUUCACUAGAGGUGAGCGGGAGGAGGAAGAUGAAGAGCAGCUCUCCUUCAAAAAGAAUGAUCUGCUGAUGGUGAGGGACACGGGGCAGGACAACAUGUGGGAGGGUACCAUGCUCUCCACGGGGAACCACGGCCUGGUCCCGGUCAGCAGCAUGCAGCCACUGCCAUACCCCUUCUAUCAGUGGUUCCUGAGGAAGUAUCCAGGCCAUGCUGAAUGUUCACCAAUAGAAAAGGAACAGUUUGAACAUCCUAUUGUGAUGGGCUCUUGUGUAGCAGUUGUUGACUACGGCCCAGCAGGUCCAGAUGAGCUCCAGCUGAGUCAAGGGGACAUUGUGGAGAUCCAGGGUCUGCUGCUCCGAGGCCUGGGUGUUUUUAUAGGAAGACACACUUCCACAGGACGAAUUGGCUUUGUACAGAAGACCCAUGUCAAGCCUCUGAAUACCAUACCACUAGACGGACAAUUAGUCUUUCUCACCGACGAGGAGAAGGCCAGCCUGGCUCAGGUUAACCCAUGCAGCUCUGAGCCAAGUGACACUAGUCUGCUGGAAAGACUCUUCUCAUCUGACAUCAGCUCUGUAUACAGGCUAGACAGACUGGAUGAGACUGAUUUCAUGUACAUCCGAAAUCGGCCAAAACACGAUCAUAAGGGUCUUACAAGCGCUCGUCACAGUGUCAUGUCAGAAAGAAGUGGAGGGACACCGCCAUACCAGUCCUCCCCUUGCACAUCUGUGUCUCACUCCUCUCCUCGUGUGUCCUUCUAUCAGUCUCACAAUCCUCUGCCACGAGAGGGAGAGCGCUUUUCCUUCACUCUUGAUGACACUUUCAGGGAACUGGAUGAGUUCCAGGAGGAUCCUCCGCUCUAUUUGGAAGAAAACAGUUGGGAUGGGGAGGAGUCUGAGCUCAGCGACCCUACGCUGAUUCUGCUCAACCACGAACACUUUCAGGAGGACUUCCUUCCCCUCUACGACCUGCAGUAUUCCUUCUUGUGGGUGACUUUCAGCGGUAAGACUGAGGAAGAGCUGUCGGGACAACUUGAGAGUGUGAGAGAGUGCGCCAAGAGGAUGGGCAAGCACUGGGCACAUCGACGUGCAUGCUUUGUCCUGGGCCGACUGUGUGCCAGGAAACUGAAGUUCUCCCAGGCACGUGUGUACUAUGAGGAGGCUCUGAGUGUUUGUGUUGAUGGGUUCUCUGAUACGCCGCUGCUUGUGGCUCUCCUCACAAACCUCACUGCCAUCUACCUGAAGCAGCGUAUGAUGGAUAAACUGCCCCAGACUCUGGAAAAGGCCAGUGCCUUGCUGCUCUGCCUUCCCAAUCACACCUUCACAUCCACAGAUGAAGUUGAGUUGUUGAAGCUCCUCCUGAGGAGAUCAGUGGUAUUGGGGGACAAACGCUUGGAGGCUCGUGUCUGCUACCUCAUCUCCAGCCUCUACCUGCUCCUCAGGAAAACUGAUGAAGCACUUCCCUUUGUAGAGAGACUCCAGUUCCUCUCAGUCACUCUAUCUGCUGCAGAGAGUGGACUUAUAGCACCUUUGGACCUUAACUGGCUCUUGAGCUGGCUCUAUCAUCGUAAAUACAUGCCUUACUUAGCACUGGCCUCUCUGAGCCUGGACUCUAGACAAGACCACUCACUCCACGAUGCCUUCCAGAGAAUUGAGCUGUUUAUCAAGAACACUGUCCGUUUGAACCCAUGCUGGAAAGAAGGAACCUCCCUUCUUCAUGCCCAGAUUGUUGUUUAUCUGCAGCAGGCCCUGGCUAUAGCUGAGAAGGGAGAUGAUAUAAAAACUCAGAGAGAUCUGUGUUUGGGCCUGGCCUCAAUUUACCAGCAGUAUGGUGCACUCGAUAAAGCAGUGCGCUGUGCUCAACAAGCUGUGGAGACAGGACACAUCAAUGAGGAGGAUGGCUUUGAGGCUUCUGUGCUGCUCGGAUGGCUGCUGGUGUUGACAGACCAGGCUGAAAAGGCCCAGAAUGUCCUAGAACCACUGCUAACAUCACUGCAGAGCACAGACAGUCCGACUCAGCGAGGUGUGAUCCAUAACCUUUUAGCUUUGUGUCUGAGGCAUCAGUGUCGUGUCAGAGAGGCAGGCAGACACUUCUAUUCUGCAUUGGUAAUAUCCAGAGAAAGUGGAAACCAGAGGAAUCAGGCUCUAGCACUGGCCAACUUAGGCUGUCUGGCACUUGAUGCCGGGGCAUCUUCUGUUGCAGAACGCUUCCUGGUCAGAUCGUUGUGUCUUUUUCUGGAGCUCUGGGAGAGCCCAACAGAUGAGGAGCAUGUUCAGACCUACCUCUGGCUGGGACGGAGCUAUAAAGACAGGGGAAGGAGUCAGGAGAUCAGGGCAUGUUACGAAAUGGGGCUACUAAUUGCACUACAUGCCAGAAACUUGCACAGCCAGAUGGUGGUAGCCAAGGUGCUGAGCCGACUGUACGCUGACAUGCUGCUAUAUGGUCAGAGCAUUGUUUACUACGAGCACUGUGUGUCAGUAUCAAGAGAACUGAAGGACAAAAGACUGGAGGGAGAGUAUCUUGAAAUCCUUUCCAGCCUCUACCUCUCACUCAACACAGAAAAAUCAUCUCGUAAGUCUCUUGACUACACCAAGCAGAGCCUGAGGAUCUCCAUUGAUCUGGGCAAGAGAGAAGAAGAGUCAGAGACCUGGCUACAGGUGGGACGCAUUUACUACCUCAUCCAAGAGGAUGAGCUGGCUGACAUGUACCUGCAGGCAGCAGUGAAGACCGCCCUGAGGAUGAAUGACCCGCACUUUGCGAUGAGCAUCUAUGAGGAGGCAGGAGAUGUUUACUUCAAAGGUCACAGGAACCGGAUGGCUUCACUACCUUUCUACAGAGAUGGCAGCUUACCAUUUGCACGAAGCAUCAGAGAUAUCCAUUCAGAGUUCCGCUUGUUGAGUAAACUAACAGAGCUGUUGAUGAACCAAGGAGAGCAGGAGGAAGCUCUGCAGUAUGCAACACUGGCUGUUCAGAUAGCAAGUAAAACUGGAGUCCAUGUUAAUGAGAGGACAGCCUACCACAGGUUGGCUACAGUUUACUACAGCAUGCAGCAGUAUGAAAUGGCAGAAAACUACUACCUGAAGUCCCUUUCGCUAUGUCCGCCUGUCCUGCAGCACCCCACAGAGGCACGUUACUACACUAAAGUUUACUGCAGACUGGGAAACAUUACUCUGCACAAGCUCAAGGAUGCUUUUGAUGCAGUGGGCUACUUCCAGCUGGCUCUGGCAGCUGCUCUCGAGGACCAAGCUAACCCGGAGGCUCUGUAUGUGGUGUACAUGAAGUUGGCUGAGAUCCAUGGCAGCCACAUGCCCGAUUCUUAUUUGUGUCAAGUUUACAGAGACAGAGCCCAGAGUCUGAAGAGAGUUUUGGCUGGCAUGGAAAGCCCUGCUGCUGGAGAGGAAAAUGUGGAUGCAGACAGAGAUCCUGGCCAACAGAAGAAGGAAGAAAGCCCCAAUGCUGAUGUGGAAUAUAAAGAAAGUUUUGUGGAGAGAAACUGUACUUUUGAAUCUAUACCCGAGGACAGGAGAUUUGAAGAUAACUCAGGUUCAAGAACUCAUGUGAUCCACUCAGACUUAGAUAAGGGAUGUGCAGACAUGAGUCUUACAGAUGCUUAUGUGCAAAAAGGUCACAGUCACUUCCUUCCCGACACAUGCAGUCCUUCCGUAGAUGUGUCUGGCUCUGAGACAGACACCAUUGCCAGUCAGUCAUAUACUGACAGCAUUUUAAGUGAGUCUUUUGACACAGCUAAAGAGCACAUCUCAGACUCCAGCAGCUCCUCUGACACUUAUCAGAAUCCAGCAGAUGGGAAAGACUCUGAGUUUGACUCUGACCACAGCAUGCCCAGUCAAAUACCUGUUGAUCAUGCCAGUGACUUCACAGGGCACACAGAUGUCAGAGAUACUGAUUCUGAUGUUCAAGAUGAACAACACACUCCCACUAAAGAGACAGAUGCUCUAGUAGAUUUCAUUCAGAAAGAGUCUGAGAGUGACCAGAAGGAAACUGAGAGCAUAAACAGUGAGGAUAAUGCUUGCAACUGCACACUGGAAAAUAAAUCAGAGGCUUGUGACACACACAGUAAGCACACGGAUGUUAACACAUAAUAUCCCAGUGGCACUUCAUGUUUUUCACAGUAAUUUCCUUUCAUCUGGUCACAUGUCGGUUGCCCAGCAAACUGAUUGAAACGUUCCAGCCACACGGCACUUUUUAUGCAACAUGAGAUGUUGAUACUGUAAAUUUAAGCAUGUGCCUUUCCUUUAAUGUAUACUGUGGGUAUUAAAUUGCAUUUGCUUGUAAUAUAUGUUUUUUACAUUGUUGUAUCUCAUGUGGACGAUACAAAUAUAUAUAUAUAA
Melanotaenia boesemani (Boeseman's rainbowfish) is the source of this 5804-nucleotide messenger RNA. RefSeq names its product SH3 domain and tetratricopeptide repeats 2 (gene sh3tc2). Gene Ontology annotation, biological process: regulation of intracellular protein transport; regulation of ERBB signaling pathway. The transcript has 22 exons. The record is from RefSeq and is a predicted model, not a curated record. NCBI's taxonomy places the organism in Eukaryota, Metazoa, Chordata, Actinopteri, Atheriniformes, Melanotaeniidae. Gene Ontology annotation, molecular function: protein binding. Gene Ontology annotation, cellular component: recycling endosome. The coding region runs from base 711 to 5555 and encodes 1614 amino acids.